GAUUUGGACCCAACCAAACUGUUCAUGUCCAUGAUCGUACACGACGUGGGCGACCAGAAAUACAUCGACAUAGCUAAGGGCGAAACGCCGGAGUCCAAGACGAAGCAUCUGCUGAAGGCAAGUGGUAUCCCCGACCACCUAGCUCAUGAUAUCUGGGUCAUCGCGAAUGGCGUAUCCUUCUCAGCCGAAAGGAGGGAUCCGGAUAGGGUACGGGAACUCAUAAAGCUGCAUCCUGAGCUCGCAAUUGUGCAAGACGCCGACCGGCUAGAUAGCCUAGGCUUCGUCGGCAUUGCCCGUUGCUUCACCUUUGGUGGUCAUCAUGAAAAGCGCAAAUACGGCACGUUCGACAAGGCAGCCCAGCACAUCAUCGAGCGGUUCAUGCAGUAUUUGCCUAUGAUGAAAACGGAGUCCGGGAAGAAGGAGGCUUGGGCACGUUGGCCGGAGAUGGAGCUUUUCUGGAAGAUGUUUCAGAAAGAGACGGAUGUAUCGACGGUGCUG
This is a messenger RNA of Westerdykella ornata, 498 nucleotides long. RefSeq lists its product as uncharacterized. The annotation marks the transcript as partial. The transcript has a single exon. Lineage: Eukaryota; Fungi; Ascomycota; Dothideomycetes; Pleosporales; Sporormiaceae. The record is from RefSeq and is a predicted model, not a curated record.